AAAAGCCCCCACACAAAAUGUGGAAGUGGAUAAUCAAUAUCAUAUUAUUAUCAGUGGUGCAAGCCAGCAAAAAAGUCGAUGGACAAAUAUCUCCAAGAACAACUUCCCAAAAAAUACUUCAACCGUAUCCGUGUAACUCCCCACAUCCACUAACCCAAUUUUCCCAAAAGUAUCCAAACUCAGGAUACCUUUGUUAUCCUCAAAAUGAAAUUAAUAAAUACCUAUGGUACCCACCGUGGAGCCAAUGGGUAGGAUAUCAAGGAUAUCAAACAGGAAAUGGAUUAUAUGCACAACUUUCGACGGGAUCUCAGAUUUCAUCCUUCCACCAUCCCAACUUUCAAAUUCCUUUUGUUCAACUUCUCACUUUACCCGCCCCACCAAGCUUAAUCCCACCUGCCUCUCCCAUUCCUUCCCACCAAUAUCCAGGAUUAUUUGCGCCACCAUCUUUCGCCCAAUUUCCAGGAUUACUGGGAUCAACGGGCUCGGGUCCAUCGGGAAUACCAAAUCUUCCCGGGACAAAUGCCUCUCCAGGUUGGAGUUCACCUGGAUCUUCGAUUCCUUCCUACCAACUGCCAGGAAUACAACAGCAACCAGGCUCAAGUCCAGUAGAAUAUCCACAUGCUCCUAUCAAACCUCCAAGUUCCGCCCCGGCAGGUUGGAGCUCACCAGGAUCACCUAUUCCUCCCCCUUCACUACCAGGACUACCGGGAACACCAGAUCAGAAUCCAUGGGGAUCUGCUGAUCGUCCCGCCCAUCCUCCGGCAUCGCCCAUACAACCAGGUUGGAGUCCACCAGGAUCAUCUUUUCCUCCCUCUCCCCAAUCAGGACCACCGGGACCACCAAAUUGGAAUCAAUUGGAGUCUGCCAAUCGUCCUGUCUAUCCUCCGGAAAUGCCCAUACCUCCAGUUUGGAAUUCGCGUAGAUCUUCGAAUCCUUCCGCCCAACUUCCACCAUUACAAGAGGCACCCUUGGGAUCUCUUGGACCCUCCCAACUACCUCCAGGGCUACCAGCGCCACCUAGCUGGAGUUCAUUGGAAUCUUCAAAUCCUCUUGUCCAACGUCCAGAAUUAAUGGCACCACCAAGUUUGAGUCCAUCUGGAUCUUCGAAUUCUGUCCUUCAGCCCUUGCCCGCAAAACCAAAUUGGCGUUCAUCGGGAUCCCCGAAUUCGCCUCUUUACCCUCCAGGAUUACCCGCACCACCAAGUGAGAGUAUACCUGAUAUCUCCCCAAAUCAGAAAACACGAUCCGCCGGAUCACCGCCAUAGGUGAAUACAAACAAUCUAGAGGUAGAAAACAACUGUGCCACCAAUGAAAAACAGCUAUUGAGUUAAGUAACAAAAUAGCAACAAGCAAAAAUAUGUAUUUAAAAAUAUAUGUGGCAUUAAAAAAAAUAUAAAAAAAGAAACUGUUUUUACGCUUCAUAGCUAGGAAUGAAACUAUACUAAUUAUAUAAUCUUUCGAAAACCGCGCACUCCAUUUCAAGCUUUUUAUUAAACUUAUUUGCAAAGUUUGUCGGACU
Molecule: messenger RNA, 1519 nt
Organism: Drosophila melanogaster (fruit fly)
Lineage: Eukaryota; Metazoa; Arthropoda; Insecta; Diptera; Drosophilidae
Product: BG642163
Exons: 2
Coding region: 18-1265 (415 amino acids)
Source: RefSeq, marked reviewed